AUGGCAGAGUCUAUCCUCACGAGCCCGGGGCCGCAUGCUCUCAAAGCCAGGGAUGAGCAAGAAAAGUCCCCGAGCCAUCUUGGUGAAGUUGAAACCAUUCGAAAUGGUAGCUCCGACCCCGAAAGAAACGAAGAUACACACCGUGGUUUCAAGCCUCAACACUCUCAGAUGAUAGCCAUGGGGGGUGCUAUUGGAACUUCACUGUUCCUAGGAACUGCCCAGGUUCUUCGCAUUGGCGGUCCUCUGUUCCUCCUGAUUUCAUAUGGAGUUCUGUCUAUACUUAUCUACUGCAUCGUCACUGGAAUUGCCGAGAUUGCAACUUAUCUCCCUGUUCCGGGAGGCACUAUGGCCUACUACGGACACAAAUAUGUGUUUCGCAGCCUGGGAUUUGCAAUGGGAUAUCUCUACUGGUACUCACUUGGCAUCUUGAUCCCCUACGAAUUCGUCGCGUCUAUGCUUCUCAUCAACUAUUGGGGCACUACGGUUAAUGGCGCCGUGUGGAUCACCAUCAUAUAUGUUAUCAUAGUCAUUGUUAACCUCUUCCCGGUUAGAGUCUUUGGAGAGUGCGAGUUUUGGAGCGUAGGCAUGAAAGUUCUCCUCAUCUUGGGCCUCAUCUUUCUCUCCGUUGUGCUGUUUUUCGGGGGAGGCCCUGAUAAAGAUGCGCUCUACUUUCGAUACUGGAAAGACCCUGGUCCAAUCGUGGAGGGCGAUGCCGGACGGCUCGUUGCACUGCUUCAGUCUUUUGUUCUAGCAUCCUUCGCAUUCGUAUUGGCUCCUGAACAACUCAUUGUGACAGCGGGCGAGAUGCAAUCGCCACGCUACAACCUCCCUCGAGCCGCUCGACGACACAUUUGGCGCCUGGUCGUUCUUUUCAUGCCCUCCGUCCUCGGAAUUGGUGUAGUCUGCUCACCAAAUGAUCCCCGACUCACAGCACCUGGGACUGCGCGCUCACCUUUCAUUAUUGCCAUCAAGAACGCCGGCAUCCCAGUCCUGGAUAGCAACGUCAAUGCACUGAUCCUCCUUUCAGCGAUCACGGCUGCGAACGCAUUCCUCUACUCUGCCUCUCGAAAUCUUUAUUCACUUGCCAAGGCCGGAAAUGCGCCAGCAAUAUUCAAGAGAUGCAAUAGAUAUGGCCUUCCGUAUCAUGCAGUAUUGAUCACUGCUGCCCUCAGAUGCCUAGCAUAUCUCAACCUGUCUAAUAGUAGUCUGACGGUCUUCAACUGGCUAAUCAAUCUUACCAAUACCUCCGGCUAUAUUAGUUGGAUCUGCUGUGGUAUAAUUUACGUGAGAUACCGCAAAGCCAUUACUCAUCACAAGUUGGAGUCCCCAUACCGCUCCCGUCUCCAACCAUGGGGCAUGUACUUUGGAGUCCUUGUCUCCGCCAUUCUAUUGCUCAUCAACGGAUUCACUGUCUUCUUUCCUUCAUAG
Messenger RNA from Fusarium musae, 1428 nucleotides. RefSeq lists its product as uncharacterized. The coding region runs from base 1 to 1428 and encodes 475 amino acids. Gene Ontology annotation, cellular component: membrane. Lineage: Eukaryota; Fungi; Ascomycota; Sordariomycetes; Hypocreales; Nectriaceae. The transcript has 2 exons. Gene Ontology annotation, biological process: amino acid transmembrane transport. The record is from RefSeq and is a predicted model, not a curated record. Gene Ontology annotation, molecular function: amino acid transmembrane transporter activity.